AUGGCGGGGAUGCAGGACCUCGUGGCGGACGCCCGGGAGAUCUUGUGUGACCAUGGGGUUGUCAACCUUGUGGAGAAGAAUAUACUGGACUCGGAGGAACUGGGGAUGGUCACGGAGUUGUUCAGCCCCACACGGCCGAUGCCACUCCAACCUAUGCUGCCCGGCUCCGCGGAGAAAUCGCCGAUCACGCCGCCAACCCACGGCGCCUCGGGCCUGGGGGCGCGGGUCCAAGUCACCAACGUUUCUACACCCUCCGCGGGCAAUCAGCCUUUGCGUGAAGUUGUCUCGCCCGGCCCAUCGAUGUCCCCAUCGGGGAGCGUCGGCCCGGAGCAGGGUGCGGCCAUCAGCCGGCCUGAAAUGGCGCCAAUGGACCAGACACUGAGCCGCCUGCAGGGCUACAGGAACACCCAUCCAGGGCAGCUAGCCCCUUUGCCAGCAGGCAACCACCGCCACAUAUCCAGGCCAUCGCACGGCGCCUGUGCACACACGCACGUCCAGAGCUCUCCGCCUGUUGCAGUGCAGCAGCAGGGCGAUGGGGGCGGACUCAGCCACAUGCCUGCAGCAGCAGGGCCCCAAGGCGCUUCCAUCAAGGGGGUGGCACCUCACCAAGGGCAGAGCGCCGCCAUCCUAUCGAGCCACAUGCAGGCAGCAGGCGUUUCUCUUGGUCAGACGUCCACUGCAAGCGCACAGUCAUACCUUCAGGCCGUGCAAUAUGGCGCUGGUGGAGAGGCAUACAGUGUGGGGACAAAUGGCCGUUUGCCAGAGGGCAUGGGUGGCGAGGUAGGCCAGAAGGCGCUAUCUGCUCCUGCAAUGGUCAGUGGGGAUGUGGGCCAGAAACAGCUGCAAACCCAGCUGCAAAGCAGCUUGCAGGCCCUUCAGAAUCAGGCUGAGGCACGACUAGCUCACCAGCAAUCCGACUAUCAGGCACUAUUAGCAACACAGCAGAAGCAACAGCAAGGUGGUGCCCAUGGUACUUACUCUGGACAGGGCCCAGAAGGGGCUCAAGGUCUCAUACUUGCUCAGCCCAGUGUGCUUCCAGGCCAGGGUUCGACUACUGCACAAUCGCGCACAGCUGGUGCCAGCAAUGGGAUGCACCAGACCAGCACUGGCGAUGCAUCAUAUUCAAGGGCAGCAGUUCCAGCUCACCAGCUUCAUUCGGCAUCGCACGAAGCAGGCAUAGCCCCAGGGGGCUCAAGUUCAGCACCAGAUAGGAAUGGGAAUGCUUCUCACAGCAAGCAGGAUGCUGCACUCAAUGCAGCACUCGAAACCUUACGGUACAGCCUGAAUGAAGAUGGCAACCUCUCAAGUGCAACCUUUGAAAAGAUUGUGCAAGAGCUUAGCGGUAUUGAGUCCCUCCAGUCCAUGCUGCUGUUCCGGCCGAACAAGAAGAAAGGGAAAGGGGGCCGGCAGCCAGCCAAGGACCCACGGCUGGACCCAAACAUGGAUCCUCGAAAAGCAAAGAGGAUUGUGGCCAACAGGUGA
Molecule: messenger RNA, 1482 nt
Organism: Ostreobium quekettii
Lineage: Eukaryota; Viridiplantae; Chlorophyta; Ulvophyceae; Bryopsidales; Ostreobiaceae
Source: the annotation of a GenBank genome assembly